AAAGGUUACAAUUUAGAAAGAAAGAAAGAACUGUUUUUUUUCCUAAUAAAUCAAUUUUGUUUUUGUCUCUUACUCUUCUCUUACCUCAGUCAUUGAUUUCUUUUUCACCAUCCAAAACCAAACCCUCGUUUCAGUUUCACUCCAAUUCUCUGUAAUGUGAGCUCAACCACCAACAAAUACAUUCCUCGUGAGUUUUACAGUGAGUUUUUCUUUCCCCUUUCAAAGGAGGAUAUUGUUCCCAUUCAAGAAAAAUGAAGCAUGCUUUAAUCAAACUUAACCUUGAUGAUUCUCAUAUUAGUGAGAAUUCAAAAAGUUGUCAUCCUGACGAUAAAAUAACAAGGUUAGAAAGGCGAUGGAGGAGACGGGAGGCCAGAAAUGAUAGUUUGAAGAACAACCAUGUUGCUAGUGCUACAAGGACAACUACAAAUAUUUGUGGAAAUACAUCUGUUUCAAUCGAUAAAAAGGAUCAUAUGAUAGAUGACGCGAUAGAUGAUGAAAUAGAUGAAGAUUGGGCAAAAUAUUUGGCUACAUAUACUGGUGAUGACGAUGAUGAAGUGGAUUCAGACUACGAAGCCUAUUUGGCUACAUAUAAUGAUGAUAUUGAAGCUGAUAGUGCUAGUAAUCAAAGUGGUGACAAUGAAGUGGAUCCGGAUUAUGGAGCCUAUCUGGCUAAUAGUAACCUUGAUAUUGGAGCUGAUCGUGCUAGUAAUCAGAGUUGUGACAGUGAUGAAGUGGAUCCAGAUUACGGAACCUAUCUAGCUACAUAUAAUCCUGAUGUCGAAGCCGAUAGUGCUACUAGUAAUCAGAGUGGUGAUAGCGAUGAAGUGGAUCCAGAUUACGCAUCCUAUCUGGCUACACUUAAUCCUGAUUUUGAAAUUGAUUGUGCUAGUAAUCAUAAUGAUGGUUCAAACAUUGACGCCGACUUUGGCAAUGACAAUGUCAAUGAGGAAAUAGAAGAAGAUGAAGAUGAUCAGUUACUACGAAAAAGGUCAAGUGUUAGGCGAACCUCACUAGUUUCUGAUCAGGCGUUUGAUACUCCUAAAGUGGAGGAUAAUGUUGAUGAUGAGGAGGAGUAUUUUCGUGUUAAGAAUCCCACAAACACGCCCAAUGUGGAGGAUAGGAGUAAUUCCUAUGAUUCUGAUCUAAUUGUUAUGGAUUCUAUUCCAGUUUGUGAAAACACUCCGUUCAUUUCUUCAAAAGCAUAUGAUUUAUCUUGUUUUGGAGAAGAAAUGAACCCCGACAACAUGCACAACAACAUGCAAAUAUCUGCAUGUUAUGAUUCUCAAUUUAGGAGAAGUCUUAUGGAAUGUCUUGACAAGCCUUAUGACCAAGAAGAGUAUGAUCUCCUUAAGCUCGACAUAUCUAAGCGACGUUUGAAAGAACGCCAUGUAGAAACACGGCAGGGGGUGGUUAAAUCAUAUCUCUCUAAAGGUGUUUGCAAAUCUUAUCUUGAUCAGUACCCUGAUAUAGCCAAAACUAUUGCUGAGGUGUCCAAGGAAAAGCAUAGGGUUUUGUUUCUCUUGCGUGGAUUUUUUUUCUACAUGAAACAAAUCAACCACCCAGGACGAUUUCAGCCUUGGCUUGACGAAAAAUGUUUGGAGAUAUUGCGAAAAAUGUAAAAAUGGAAUCUCUUGUAUCUAGAUAGGCAACAAAUGUUGAUGUGCAAUUAAAUUUAUCACUGAACUAUGACACAUUAUGUACUAUGCAGUAGCUGAAUUUCUUUCCAAUUUUCUGAUCCUUUUUUUGUCUCUUUUGCUGCACCAUUAAGAAUUAGAGGAAAAUGGUUUGCACA
Molecule: messenger RNA, 1792 nt
Organism: Trifolium pratense (red clover)
Lineage: Eukaryota; Viridiplantae; Streptophyta; Magnoliopsida; Fabales; Fabaceae
Product: protein PFC0760c-like
Exons: 5
Coding region: 252-1619 (455 amino acids)
Source: RefSeq, a predicted model, not a curated record